Molecule: messenger RNA, 8560 nt
Organism: Vollenhovia emeryi
Lineage: Eukaryota; Metazoa; Arthropoda; Insecta; Hymenoptera; Formicidae
Gene: Bap170
Product: AT-rich interactive domain-containing protein 2
Exons: 17
Coding region: 362-6106 (1914 amino acids)
Biological process (GO): regulation of DNA-templated transcription
Cellular component (GO): SWI/SNF superfamily-type complex
Molecular function (GO): DNA binding
Source: RefSeq, a predicted model, not a curated record
AGAGAGAGAGCGAGAGAGAGAGAGAACGCGAGACACACAGAGGCAUCGAAGGGGCCACCGGCCGACUUGGGUGCAGGACAAGACGACCCGAUGUCGGGCGCGGGUCGCGACCCCGUGUCGACCCGCGGUCGCCCUCGACUUCGCCUCCGCGCGUCGCCGCCGUCGCCGCCGUCGCCGUCGUCGUGCGUCGUCGUCCUAAGACCAGCGGCAGCAGGACGCUCCUCGCGUAAAUGUGCCCCCGUGCGCGCCCAUGUGCUGCACCUCCUGCCUCUCAGCCCGCUGCCCCUGCGUGCCCUGUAAACCCGGAGCACACCACCCCGACUAGCACGCCCGCACUCGCGCGCCACUCGUACCCGCGAACAUGGCCAAGAUCCUCAACAAGGACCCCGUCACGUACGAGAAGGAGAGGGAGAACUUCCUCAAGGACCUCCGGCACUUCCACGAGACCCGAGGGACUCUCUUCAAGAAGUCUCCGAAGAUAAAUGGGAAGGAUAUAGAUCUGUAUUUACUGUAUGUGGUGGUGACCGCUCAUGGAGGAUGGAUUAAGGUCAAUACCAGAAAUGAGUGGGCGUCGUUAUGCGAACAGUUUCACCUGCCCGGCGGUUGCAUCAACAGCGGAGUCGGCCUUAAACAAAUUUACCUUCGGUAUCUGGACAGGUACGAGAAAGUCCACUUCCUAGGCGAGGACGGCCAGCAAGCUGAUGACGACGAUGAGGACUCCAGGCAUCGGAAAUGGUCGGCCAGAGCACUGCACUCGGUUCCUCUUACUUAUAACCAUCAUCAGCACAACAUCGCAGAAUCUCUGCGCGAUUACAACGGACUGUCGUCGGAUCUGUACAAGUCGUCGAAUUAUGACAAACUCGCGCUGUCGCUCCUGUCGCCGCUGCCGAACGAGCAGGACUUCGCCAUCAACGUCUGCACCCUGCUGUCGAACGAGGGCAAGCACACCCUGCGGCUCGACAAGUAUCCCCGUUUGGUGAACAUCCUCCUGGCGCACGCCGGCGUCUUCGACUCGCCUGGCACGCGACAACUCUUCAUCGAGGUGUACUCGCGUGUCCGUAACUACUCUAUUAAUUCUUUCUGGUCGGACGUGCUUGACUCCCAGGAUGUGAUAGACCUCACGAACGAGAGGACCUUCAUGAAGAAGCCGCCCAGCAGUCUGCCGACCUUUUCCAGACGGAAGACUCUCGAGAAGGAGAAGCAGAGCAAGCAGGACGUUGUUGCGCUGAUAGCGGAGAACGAGGAACCGCCGCCGCUGAUCGACAUCGACGUGGUACCUCCAGAUUGCCCGCGGCUGGAUUCGCUCGUCUUGCACUCGGACGAAAACCUGAAGGAUCAGAACCAGAAUUCCAUCAAGUUCGAGGAGGAGGACAAGGAUCUGUUCUGCGUCGGUCGGACGUUGGGCACGCAGGAUCCUUACGGGCAACGCGUGCUGCAGAUCGCGUCGAUCCUACGGAACCUUAGCUUCACGCCGGAGAACGCGACGAUAUUGGGCAGGAACCGGUGUUUCCUGCGAUUCGUGCUGCUGUGCGUGAGAGCGAGGUGGAGCAAUCUGCACCAGCUCGGCUUCGACAUACUAGGGAACAUAGCGAACGAAGUUCUUUUAAAGGAAGCCGGCGAGAGGAUAACGGACGUCGUCUUAACGUGCGUUGCCAAGGGGAUCGAGUCCCAGGACAGGUUUAUUGUUAUAUCCUGCCUGGAGGUACUCAACAAGAUCAGCCAGCAAGACAGUAACGAAGAAAUUGUAACAUUUGGUCUGGCAGAUAAUGUAUAUGAACUUAUAUGCAGAUUUCUAGCUCUAAGUGACAUAGCCCUCUUAGUGUAUACCCUGGAAUGUCUGUACGCUUUAACGUCACUGGGUGAGAGACCAUGCACGAGCGUCGCGCGGGUCCGCGGUGCCAUUGAUACGCUGGUCGCCCUCGUCACCGUGGAGGCGCAAAGCUACGGCCCAAAGGCUUGUAUUCUCAUGCGAGUGGUCGAGACGGUGUCCACAGCAGUGGCGCAGCAGAACACCAGCGGGCAAGCCGCUGCUCCCGCCACUCCUGCCACACCAGCCACAACGACUGCGCCCGCGUCCACUCCGUCUACGCCGGCUACGGUUACCGCGACGCCGGCACCUGCCAGUCCAGCGUCUUCUCGACCUACGACUCCCGCGGCGACCUCGACCAAGUCGACAACUCACAAAGCGGUGGAGACAGCUAAUGCAAUCCAACAGCAAAACGCGCAUCAGCAGAUUAUUCAAGAGAACGAGCAGUUCGCUCUUGGCUGGGUGAAAGCGACCUUCGAGCUCGCACCCGGUGUACGCAUCGAACAGGAGGAAUUGUAUAAAAAGUACCUCGGCUGCUGCACGAAAAUCGGUAGACGAGGCGUGAUAGCGCCGCUGCAUUUUCCCAGAUGCGUCAGAUCCGUUUUUGGCAAUAUCGUGGGGCCGAAUCCAUUGAAGGGCGAAAAUACCGGUACCCAGUAUUACGAAGGCAUCCGAGUACGGGCCACACCCGCGCCGAUCACUUAUCCGAGCCAAACUACCGCUGCUGUUGCGACUAAUACACUCCCGAUUCCGGCGGUCAACACUACUCCAGUAAAGGUGCUUCCCGUUCAACAACGUACAGUCAAGAAUAUAAGUCCCGCACCCGAUAGCACGGCCGCUCCCCAGGUCGAUAGUCCCGCCGCGUCGUCCGGGACGCAAACGACCCCCACCCCCGCGUCUCCCAUCCUUAAGGCCCAAUUGUCCGCACCGCCGAAACCCCCGUCCAACAACACCUCGUGCCAGUCCCAAAAUCCAGUGACCAAGGUCGAUUCUAAAAGUCAGGUAUCAGUAUCGCAUCCGCAUCUGAGCCAAGCGUUGCUAGCGAGCGGCUCCCAAACGCCGCAGCAGCAGCAGCUACCGCAGCAGCAGCAGCAGCCGCCGCAACAGUUACAGUGUAUCCAGGUAGUUGCUAAGGAAGAUAAUCGAAGUGGCACUACGUCGAGUUCCAUAAUAAAAAGCCUAUUGGCUACUAAGGUAACAGUCAGCAGCGACUGCAUGCCCAGUGCUGCUGCGACUUGUGUGUCUACCCCUACUGCCUGCGUAACAAACACUACUGCUAGCAUCGCAUCCAGCAUCAGUGCCAACCAGCUAAUAACCAGCAACCAGGUUGCCCAACGUCAACAACAGCAGAGGUUACUGCAGCAGCAGAUGACGGGUGUGAUGCAGCCCGCUGCACCCGCGGCCACCCCGGCCACGAUACUCCCAAAGACUCCCGUCAACGCUAAGCAGAAACCGGCAAUCUCACCCAUUCCUGCCAAAAAGAUACAAAGGCUCAACGGGGCCAAGUUCGUUGUGACUAACAACUGCGAGAAGACUGAAGUAAACGAUAACGACAAUGCCAACCAAAUUAUCACGUCCACGACCACGGUGGUGAACUCGACUGAAAACCACAUAUCCUCCUCACCGGCGAAGGUCUGUCGUCCGCCCUUGACGACGACGGUUAACGUCGCCACCGGUACACCGAACAAGAUGAAUCAGCGCAUGACCUGCACCUCCAUCGCCGAGGAUUCGGAUUCUACCAACAACUCUUUGGCGUCCAGCAGCGGUAUCGGCGGCAGCAGGGACUGUUCCUUCCGGGUCGAGGAGGAGAACAUGCCGACGAGUUUCGAAGGUAUCCUACUUAACGGCGCGCCGGCGAGCAACAACACGGACAUCGACGCGCAGGAAGACGGUUCGUCCAAGGACUCGUCGAGCGUGGGUUCCAAGGACAAGCCGCUACAGAGCAUGAUGCUGGUGGACUUGCUCGAGAGGAAGGUUGACAAGGAGCCGAUUCUGAACGGCGUGCUCAGUAAAAACUCAAUCAACGAGAAAGAGAUGGAUUUGGUGGAGAAUCACAUCAAGAAGGUAUUAAAAGAAUCUCCCACCGAACUGAAGAUAAAACCCGAGGUAGAGAGCGGCAAUGUUAUACAGAACGAAGUGUCUGAAGACACUCUGAUCGAGGCGCCGCGAGGAAUCAAGAGAUCGGCCAGCGAAUCAGACGAGCUGGAUAUCAAGAAGCCCAAGUAUUCCAACGGCACCAUGUCCCCCGAUCCAGCGGUCGACUCGACCACGGCGGAGUCCACGGUAUCGAGUAUAAAAUCCGAGGAGCAGGACGACGAUAAGGACAGCGAGAAAGCGACUGUUUCCUCCACCGCGGCGAAUCUCUAUGCCGCUUUGGCAGCGGACUGCAUAGAGGACGAGAUGGACCUGGAAGAACAAGUGAGUGUUAAUAAGGAUACGAUAAAGAAUGAAACGUCGGCAACGGUAACAGCACCGACGACGGCGAUGGCGACGGCAACGGCGACGGGGACGGCGACUGCGACGGCGAUGGCGACGGCAACAGCGACGGCGACUGCUACGACGACAGCGACAGCGACGGCAACGGCAACGAUAGCUGUAGCAGCGGCGCCAACGGUAGCAAUGGCAGCGACAGCAACAAUGGCGGUGACAACGACUCCAGUUUCUCUUCCUCCUCCUCUUCAUGUGAAGACGGAAACGACGCCAAUUCUCAUGAAAGAAGAGCCACCGACUAUACACAUAAAGGAAGAGCCUCACAUAUUCAUCAAUCAGAUCGCGAGCAUCAAUCAAGCGUCGCAGUCGCAAGUACCGCCGUCGCAUCAACAACAGCAGCAACUCAUAGUGACAGCGCCUAGGCAAAUAGUCGUGCAGCAGACGAUUCCGACGAGCAGCCCAAUGAUUAUUCCCACCCCGGGGGUGGCAGUGAAGGGCAGGCCGCCCCCGCCUCAACCGCAGGUGCUCCUACAGCAGAGCCCGGGCGGGCAGCUGCAAUAUGUAGUGUCGGGCGGUGUGCCCGGUCAAAACUACGUACUGGCGCAGCCACAGACGGCCCUGGUGCAGGGACAAGCGCAGACCGUCCUCGUAGCGCAGACGACGCAACAACAGGGGACCGGUACCAAGACAAUUAUCAUAUUGCAGCCGCAAGCUGCCGCGCAGCCGACCCCCCAGAAGAUGGUGGCGGUGACGCCGCAAGGACAGCAGGUGGUCGUGACGCAGGUUCCUCGUCCGAUUUUGCAGAGCCCGGCGCUCGGCAACAUCCCACCGCCCCUCGUACCCACAUCCGCUACUAUCCCGCAAGCUUCCAUUAUAGUCAACAGUUCGAUGGCGCAGGCCAACCCGAACACGGUGACCGUCACGAUCCCGGCGAUGGCUCAGCAGACUCCGAUGUCCACCAGUGUGCCGUCCAGGGUGGUGACACCUACGCCGGCAUCCACGCCGCCGCCGACUAGGCCCACAACUCCGCAUCAAGCGGCGGCUACCCACGGCAUAUCCGCCAUCAAGCCGUCACCCGUCGCCAAAGUCGUGAAGACAGUGAGUUCGUCAACCUCCACCGAGCCGGAGUCGAAACCCUCCACAAGCCAGCAGCAGCAACUGCAAACGCCACAGCCAUUGCCGGAAAGCAAAACCACGAUCACGAUCAAAAUCGAUCCCAACGCUUAUCUGUGCGAGUGGCGGGGCUGUCUUAGACAAUUUAAAACACCGCACGAAGUCUAUCUUCACGUUUGCGAGGCCCACUGUCCGACUGGCGGCGAGGAAAUACUGUGUCUGUGGGCGAGCUGCGAUGCUCUCAAGAGGCGCAAGUUCUCGUUAAUGACGCAUCUCUACGAUAGGCACUGCAACGCGGACACAAUGUCGAUGAGGAGGAAACAGUUGACAGUGACGGGUAAAACCGAAGUCUCCACGUCUACGCCCCAGACCCCGCAUCAUCCCGGAUACGCACCCAACGCGGCAUUCCACGCUAUUAAACGGCAUGCUCUGGAAUUCGUUAAUCCUAAGGAGCUAAUGCAGCAAAGGCCGACCAAGCCCGCUGCAGCCACCUCAAGCUCUUCUUCCCCCAGACCUGGGCAAAAUUCUCCACCAGAACAGGAUGACAACGAAGGUCCAGUGACCAAAAGUAUUCGCCUAACGGCAGCUCUCAUUCUUAGAAACCUAGUCAUAUAUUCAACACACGGUAGAAGGCAUCUUAGAUCGUACGAGCCCCACUUGGCAGGCGUGGCGUUAAGCAAUGUCGAAUCAUCGAGAACAAUCGCACAAGUCCUUUAUGAUAUGAACGACCAGAGUAGCAGUAGCCAUCAUAGGUGACCUCUUGAAUCAGGCCUCUAAAAGCUCUUUUAAUCUUGCGAGCAGCGAUCAACUUACAUUAUUUCGAAUUACACCGGGAGAAAGCGAAAGUGUAUAAGCUUAUAGUCACUUGUCCAGGUGAUUAUAUGCACAUGGAUGAUUGUACAUGCGUGCGUGCGUGCCUAUGUAUGUGCGUGCGUGCGUGCGUGCGUGAAGUGUGCCCAUGCAAUUUGAAGAACUGGAACUAGAGAAGAAUGGUACAGAGGGGAUAAAUGUUCCAUAUAUAGAAAAAAAAGAGGCCUAUAAACUUACUAGGCAAAUCGUUUUGCCAAUUUAGAUUAUGUCAUGAACUGUAACUAUAGUGAAAUACAAUACAAAGACAGUUAGGUCAAAUAUGGAAAAGUGAUAACGAGUUUGGCAGAGAGAAAAAGAGAGUAAGUGUAUGCGUGUGAGAGAAAGGGGGUGAGUGGAUUAGAGAGAAAGAGAGAGCGAGUGAAUGAGAGAGUGCGAGCGAGAGAGAUGAUAUUUCAGAUUUAAUAUUAAUAUUUAUUUUCUCAACAAGAAAUGUCGAAAAAGUGUUUUUAGUAAACGUGUACAAAAAGGAUCGAAGAAGAUACUUUAUGGACGUUAUAGUUAAUUAUAAUCAAUAUAUUAUAAUUAAUAUUAUAUUAUUCUAUUAUUAAUUAUUAUUGUAUGUUUUUUUUUCGUAAAUCACCAAGGAGACCUAGGAUACAAAGGAAGAAGAACGAAACCUUUUUAUGAGAUGUAUUUGUUAGGAAUUUAUGUUUUGCUUAUAAUUGCAUAUUGCAAUUACAUGGCUAUAUUAUCGUCUCUCUUUGUUUUAUUAUUAACUAAUCUAAUCUAUCGACAGAAAUUAGUAAGAUAUAACAGUACAUGCAUCGGUAUGCUAGCGAGUUCGUCAUUACAGCAGAACAUUCAUAUCACUGCAUAAAUCUAAUGACGUCUAGUUUAGAUCAGUUUUAGCUCGAUGACUCCUAGCUAUUCGACUUCUGCGAUGUGUCAGGAUACUUAGAGGAAUUUUUUACGCUCGCUGAGUAAUGUGGCAUAUCGUUAGAUAAAUCUAUAAAAUGACUUUGUCAUUAGCGUGACUUCUAAUCAAAAGAAAUAAAUAUCUUGCAGAAAGAGAUCCCGAAACCAACAACAGUAUUGACAAAUUAACGAAUGAGUAAGUAAAUUUCGAACGAACGUUCUUUAUGAUAUCUGGAUUUGAAAGGCCUAAGAUGUUACAUCUUUAUAUAAUGAUCGUAAUAUUGGACUCUUUUCCUCUUUAAUUCUUGUAUCUUUAACUAACGUUUUGUUACUAAUAUCCGCGACCGCAAUUGGAAUCGUGUUUCUUUUUCAUUCUCAUGGCAGAGCGUGGAUAGCUUUCGGCCGAUGCAAACGUAUCAAGCAUGGAGUAUCUCAUUUCAACAUAAUUUGAAUGAACACAACAGGUUUAUACAACAACAGAUGGACUUUUUUAUGAUAUCAUGCAAAAUGUAAUAUAUUAUUGCAACGCAUAAUGACAAAGUUGUCUUUUGACGUAAUACUCUAACAUUGUUUUAAACAAAGUUUGCUCUGGAAGAUCAUAGAAUUUUUUUUACAUUAUAUAUCGCAACAAAGGAAGGUACUAUUAAAUAUAACUAUUUUCUCCGAGUCCUAAACCAAAUGAAAUCGACUAAAUCGACAGAAUUGUUCGUUAUUUGGCUAAUCGGUAAGCUCGAUAUGUAAUUUAUAAAAUGAGUUUUUAUUUCGAACGAUUUAAAGCGUUAAAGUGACAAGUAUUUUAUGUUCCCAGACGUCACUACUUCGCGAACGGCGUAUAUUGCAUUUAUCACUUAUUGAGUUGUUUGAAACACCACAUAAAAGAAUAAGGUAAUCAUAUUCAAAAAUAUAUAUAUGUAUGUAUACAUGUGUAUAAACAUAUAUACAUACAUAUAUACAAAUAUAAAUAUAAAAAGAUAUAUAUACAUAUUUGUACAUAAUGCCUGUAUUUCAUUCAUGAUGUUAAAACCUCUGUGUAAAUUUCUUAAGAUUGUAAGUUUAACGCGUCUUUAAAAGAAAACAAAGUAAAAGAUUCUUGUAUUAUAAUAGAAUGUGACAAGACAUAGAAGUUGCAAGAAAUGAAUUUUUGUAAUUAUUUAACUGGUUCGGUGAAGACAACUGAGGAACGGUUUCGUCUUAUAUUACAAAACGGCCGUUUAAGGAUAGACAUAAAAAUAUGAUAAUGGACCCUGUGCGAGCCUCUAUUAUGUAUUUUAUAUAUAAAUAUAUAAAAACAAGUUUAAUAGCUGAACGUUUUUAGGAGGAUGAAAAUCUUGUGAGAGGCUUUUUAUUUUUAUUAUUUGUAAUUAUACCUAGUUUACAUGUUCACCGUUUCGUACGAUCAUCGAGAUCAUAAAUAAACAUCUGUGUAAAGGAAUAAAAGAACGAUAUAAUAAAUUACUAAAUACGAAGGAGAAUAUGGGAAAAAUA